CGCACAGAACCCUUGCAACAUUUAAUCAACAACUUCUGAGAGUGAUGAUACAGCUGCACCAAGGCGCUCUCACAGCUAGCUUCAUCGGACGUCGUCAGCACUAACUACUGCUCAUACAUUUUGAAAAAAACAACAACAUAUGGCGUGCAUUUAUGUAUGAAAAGAAAAUACUCAACAGAAAAAAAUAACAAAAUCUAUAAUAAUUUGCAGCAAUUUUGAAACAGUAAUUCCUGUAUAAAUCGGGGAUGCAAUUCCGAUUUGCACGAGUAAAAUCAACUGUUAGUUGUACCGACCGAGGGAGAGGACUAUAAUGAGUGAUAUCACUGUCUUGAACUAAUAGCAAGAAUACUUGAAGUCCCCUGUACUCAGUAGCGACUUGGAACACCGGUAUCAUUAUUUGUACUUGGAAUUGCAUUACGUUUUAACAGGUUGCCUGAAGAGGAGAUAUCCGUUUUUUUAAAGAACAUUUACAGUGAUUUUUUUGUAAUUUUGGACUAUAGACUUCUUAAAUUACGUUUUUUUUCAGUAGUGGGAUUUAAUUUGAUUUAUGUUUUACUGUUGCUAGAGAGGAACAUAAAUUCAUCUUUUUGCGCUUCAGUCCCAUGCGUGGUACAGAAUGUUUUAAAGCACUGAUGCCAGUACGUGCCAGGGAUUUGAAAAUAAUUUACCGCUUUUGGUGAAAGGAAUUCAAGAACUACGGCCUUACGGAGAAGGCUCUCUCCACUUAUGAAUAUGGACUUGGUGUCCGAAGCAAACCUAGUGGUUUUGCUAGCCUGCAUCAUCUUGCAGUCCUGGGCUCAGGAGAAAGAAUAUACAAUACGGGAGGAAAUUCCUGAAAACAUGCAGAUUGGCAACCUGCGAAAGGACUUGGACUUGGCAUUGGACCCUAACAUCAAGCUUUCCUCCCCGCUCCAGUUUAAACCUGUGUAUAAAACUGGAGAUGUCCCUUUGGUGCGGGUCGAAGCUGACACUGGCAGGAUCUUCACCACCUCCAACCGCAUAGACCGUGAGAAGCUCUGUUCGGGAUUAUUCACUGAGAAACGCUGCUACUAUGAGAUAGAGGUAGCAGUACUGCCUGAUGAGAUCUUCAGGCUGGUGAAGAUCCGUUUCCUGAUUGAAGACAUCAAUGACAAUGCUCCACUUUUCCAGUCUACUGUCAUUAACAUCUCCAUCCCUGAGAACACCGCCAUCAAUUCACGCUACCCAGUUCCCUCUGCUGUAGACCCUGAUAUUGGCACUAAUGGUAUCCAGCAUUACGAACUUGUAAAGAGCGUCAGGGAAUUUGGACUUGACAUCAUUGAGACUCCAGAAGGAGACAAGUGGCCACAGCUAAUUGUCCAACAAAAUCUUGACCGUGAGCAGAAAGACACAUUUGUAAUGAAGAUUAAAGUAGUUGAUGGAGGGAACCCACCAAAAUCCAGCACUGCUAUUCUUCAAGUUACAAUCUCAGAUGUCAAUGAUAACCAGCCUGUUUUCAAGGAGAAUGACAUAGAAGUGAAUGUUCCUGAAAAUGCCCCAGUUGGCACUUCUGUCAUCCAAGUUCAUGCCACAGAUGCUGACCUUGGUUCCAACGCUCAAAUACACUUUUCCUUCAGCAGUCAAAUGACCAAUACAGCUAGAAGAUUGUUUUCAAUUGAUACUAAUACCGGACUGAUCAUGGUUAAACAACCCUUAGACAGGGAGUUUAGUCCAGUACACAAACUUAUAGUGUUGGCAAGUGAUGGAAGUUCCACCCCUUCCAGAGCUACAGUGACAGUCAAUAUUACAGAUAUUAAUGAUAAUGUCCCAUCGAUAGACACACGCUACAUAAUGAACCCUAUUAAUGGAACUGUCCUCUUAUCUGAAAAUGCUCCUAUAAAUACUAAAAUUGCUCUAAUUACAGUGACAGACAGAGAUGCUGACUUGAAUGGAAAGGUCACCUGUUAUACUGACCAUGAUGUUCCCUUUCGGUUAAAGCCUGUUUUUGAUAGUCAGUUCUUGUUAGAAACUGCAGCGCCUUUAGAUUAUGAGACAACCAGGGAAUAUGCAAUUAAAAUAGUUGCAUCAGAUUCUGGGAAGCCUCCCUUGAACACCUCAGCUAUGGUCCUGAUAAAAAUUAAGGAUGAAAAUGACAACGCUCCAGUGUUUCCUCAGCCUGACAUUCCACUGUCCAUUCCAGAAAACAAUGACCCAGGAGCACAGCUGAUAAAAAUCAGUGCUACUGAUGCAGACAGCGGUCGAAAUGCAGAGAUUUCUUAUUCUCUAGGCUCCGAUGCCCCUCAGAAUUUCAGCAUAGAUAGGCGAUCAGGAAUCCUAUCUGUUGUGAGAAGGCUAGACAGGGAAAAGCAAGACAAUUACUCCUUCACUGUUAUAGCUAAGGAUAAUGGUUCUCCUCCAUUACAGAACAAUGUUACUGUCAAAGUGAUGGUCCAAGACAUUAAUGACAAUAGUCCAGCCUUUACUCAUAACGAAUACAAUUUCUAUGUGUCUGAAAACCUACCACUAUAUGGCACAGUAGGCUUGAUCACAGUUACAGAUGCAGAUGCUGGUGAAAAUGCUGUUAUCAGCCUUUCCAUAUUACAUGAUAAUGGCAACUUCAUCAUUGAACCUAAGACAGGUGUUAUCAAACCAAAUAUCACAUUCGACAGAGAGCAACAAAGUUCUUACACCUUUGUGGUAAAGGCAACAGAUGGGGGUCGACCCCAGCGUUCUUCAUUUGCAAAAGUGACCAUAAAUGUUGUCGAUAUAAAUGAUAACCGCCCGGUGUUUGUCAUCCCUUCUUCCAAUUACUCUUAUGAUUUGGUGCAAACUACCACCAGUCCUGGCUCUGUGGUAACAAGAGUCUUUGCCAUUGACAAUGACACGGGCAUGAAUGCUGAACUGCAGUACAGUAUUAUUGGUGGUUCCCCUAGAGGGCUGUUUUCCAUUAAUAAUAAAACUGGUAACAUUACACUGCAGGAAAAAAUUCUUACAACAGAUCAGGGACUGCACAGGCUGAUAGUUAAAGUCAAAGACUCGGGUCAACCUGAGUCUUUGUAUGCCAUCGUCCUGGUCCAUUUAUUUAUCAAUGAAACUAUUUCAAAUGCUACCUUUGUGCAGGAACAAGUGCGCAAAAGCAUGGAGACCCCUUUGGAUCGAAAUGUGGGGGACAGUGAGUUAACACCCCAAGCCAAUGGCUACGUCAUCAUAGUGAUUGCCAUUAUUGCAGGCACUAUGACUGUCAUCCUAGUAAUUUUCGUCACUGCCCUGGUGCGCUGCCGACAGACACCAAGGCACAAGGUAGUACAGAAGGGUAAGCAAAGUGGUGAGUGGGUAUCCCCAAAUCAGGAAAACAGACAGAUCAAAAAGAAAAAGAAGAAGAAGAAGAGGUCCCCUAAGAAUCUUCUUUUGAACUUUGUUACCAUUGAGGAAUCUAAGCCUGAUGACCCCUCCCAUGAGCACAUAAAUGGCACCUUGGACCUCCCAGUAGAGCUGGAAGAGCAGACAAUGGGGAAGUAUAACUGGGCCACCACACCUUCUACCUUUAAACCUGACAGUCCAGACUUGGCCAAGCACUACAAAUCAGCCUCUCCACAGCCAUCUUUCCAAAUUAAACCAGAGACACCAGUGCCCCCUAAGAAGCACCAUGUAAUUCAGGAACUGCCGUUGGAUAACACCUUUGUGGUGGGUUGCGACUCACUCUCCAAGUGUUCCUCUAGCAGCUCAGACCCCUACAGCGUAUCAGAGUGCAGCUGCCAAGGAGGCUUCAAGACUCCAGGGACAAUUCAUACACGUCAGGAGACGGCACUGAAACCACCACUCUAUGGCACACUCUAUGGCACAGGUACAUCAUGCUCCCACAGGAUAAAAAUCAAUCUCUAGCUGGCAAUACCUAGAAAAAGGAAGGUACUGACUGAAGAGCUGAAAAUACAUUAGAAAAAAAGGUUCUACAGCCUCAAACAAGACUCUAGAUUUAAUUCCCUAAAUUUGUUAAGAAACCAUACUGAAAUAAACAUUGUCUUGCUGCCUAAUUGUUAAAGCAUUGUUUAAACUCUUAUAUUAAAUUUAGGAUGUGUGUGUGUGGGGGUAUGUCUUCUUUGUCUUGUUUUGUUUCUAUAAAUACAAAAGAAGAGCUUCUGUUUUGAGUCUCAGGUAUGCCAGUUUCAAAUGCUGCUUCAAUAGAGACUAAUUGAUAUGUUAAAAUCUCAGAUGACAAGAAAAAAUAAACCUAAAUAACAAUCAUGUACUGUAAAUAUGUGGGUAUGUGUAUUCUAUCACAAUCAUAUAAGUGACUUUCUUACACCAUGAAUUGGACCCUUAGAUUGUCUAAUGGUUACUUUGGUAUCUACCAUUUCAUUCCCAUUUCCAUCCUCUUUUUCGUCUUGUUAUGAAUCAGUGACCUAUUUCAUUAAUGCUGUAGCGUCUGCCACACUGCCUCUUAAGACUUUUUGUCCACUCACUGACUAUCAUAAUUCCCCCUUUAGUGCACUCCCACUUUAAAGCACUGCUUGAGUAAUAGUAUAAAGUGUGGCUGACUUAAUAUGCAUGACCUUCACAAGGGGGUGGGAAUAGUUUGGGUAACUGCUUCUAGGCUAUAAUGCUUCGCGGCUUCACUAUUGGCUUUUACAGUAUGUCAAAAGAUACUUACUCUAGAAAAUAUUAUCUAGUAAUUUUCACCGAGUUGCAGUCAUAAAUGGGCCAAGAGUCAACUGGUAAAAAAAAACAAAAACUGACAUUAGUGUACAAUGUUGAAGCAGAGGACAUAGUUUUAUUGUGAGAGUGGUGCUUUUUUACUUGUCAGAUGUUAUACAGAAGACCAAAAUGAGGUGUGUUCAAUAAAUUAUAAUUGUAAGUAAUAUUAAAGUCUACUUAAGAAGGUGUGACUCCAAAUUAAAAUUUCAGUCUCUCUUUAGUAAAGCUUCUAGUGUUUUUAUAGCUAAGGACCAUACUCGGAUGCACUUAUUUAUUUAUUGUUAUGUACUUAUUAAAAAGAUCAAUUAAAAAAAAAGUUGGAACAUCUAAAUCUUUCCACCAGAAUCCAUUGAAGUGUAAGUUUGUACUUAUUGAUACUUACUGAUAUAUUGAGAGAUGCAGGCAUACAUUUGUGAUUUAUAUAUUGGAUUUAGCCUUAAACUUGCUUUACUCUCAAUCUUAAAUCUUUAAUCUUGAAUCCCCAUCUAAAUGUACAAUUUAGAAGUGGAAAAUUGGACCAUAUAUUUGUUUUAAUAAUUGGUAGUUAACUGAAAUGUAUUCUUAACAUAUUUGCCUAGAACCAAUACCCCAAUACCUAGUUGACAACUAGUAACUUACUGCUGUAUUAUGCAAAUUAUGAUGAUUUUAAUGCCAAUGAGCAGGUUCAUACAUUUGUGCAAUCACAAAUAACAGUGGCUUAAGUUUGCUUUAAUCUUCACACCUUUGAUAACAGUUAAAUAGUUCCCUGUCAGAUAAAAUGUUUGAAAAAAUAUUCUCCACUAAAAUUCAACCAUGAUAAUAAUCCUUCUUUCAAAAUCCAAUAUGACAAAUGCAGGAAAAUUUCAGUGUAAAAUAUCAAUCAUUAGAAUUGCCUGUUGUUUUUAAACAACAAAAAACUUCACUAAGUAAAAGAAGACUUUUCUUUUGCUGGACUUUUACAUCAUGUGGAAUAUGAAUAUGCAGCGUAAAGAAAUAUAUUCUCUGUGUUUUAUUUUAAAGGUGAUUUACCAAUGUGUAAAAACAAUGAAGUGUACAUACUAAUGUUUUAUGUAUUUUUGGGUUCCUGAAACUCA
This is a messenger RNA of Lepisosteus oculatus (spotted gar), 5723 nucleotides long. RefSeq names its product protocadherin 11 (gene pcdh11). Gene Ontology annotation, cellular component: plasma membrane; catenin complex. NCBI's taxonomy places the organism in Eukaryota, Metazoa, Chordata, Actinopteri, Semionotiformes, Lepisosteidae. The record is from RefSeq and is a predicted model, not a curated record. Gene Ontology annotation, biological process: homophilic cell-cell adhesion. Gene Ontology annotation, molecular function: calcium ion binding; cadherin binding.